AUGCUUUGGACUCUGCCCAGUUGGUGCUGGGCGGAAGAAGCGGCGAUGUUGCUGGUGCCGGCGCUGCAGACCGGGGGAGAAAUGGCCAGGCGCGGAGGUCGUGCCCUCCUCUGCAAGGAGCUCCAUGCCCGCAUCUGCUCCUGCUGGGCGCCCGCUUCUCCGCCUGCCAGCAGCCAAGGCGGGAAAGCCUAUGCGCCGACAAGCUGCAAGGCUGGUUACCCUGGGUUCAGCAGCGACUCCUGGUGCAGGCGGCAGCCAGGGGCUAUUCUGUCACGGUUUCCUCGCAGGCGGUUGGGCGUAGGCACCACCCUGGUGUCCUCUGGGCACGGUUACCGCAGCCGGGUAUUUAAAGCCUGCAUGGAUCAACUCACACCUUGGGAUCCGUGCCAGGGACUUGGUGCUUGCCUGGACCUACCACGCUGUUGGUACCAGGGUGUUGGCAUCCUUCUGAGCCAUCCCACGCAAAAGGGUCCGUGUUGGACCUUUUGCAGCAGCUUAGCCCACCCAAGCUCUACUCGCCAGCCUCUUAGGGCCAGCCUCAGGGCCCCUUGGCUUAUGAGGAUCCUGAUAAGGACAUACAGCUGGUCAGGCACUGGGCAACAUUGUGCCAGUCUACCUUGGUACCCCAAGCAGCCGGCUUCUUCCCUUGUCCCUGCUCCAAGAGUGGGCAAGCAUAGUUACCAUGCCAGUCGCCCAGCAGGGACUGAGUGCCACGUGGUGGAUCUGCGCAGUGACACUGUGACUCGGCCAAGCCCCGAGAUGAGGCAAGCUAUGGCCCAGGCAGAGGUGGGGGAUGAUGACUACGGGGAGGACCCCACGGUCAAUGAGCUGCAGAGAGUAGUGGCUGAUCUCCUUGGAAUGGAAGGGGCUUUGUUUGUUCCCACAGCCACCAUGGCAAACCUCAUUGCUGUCAUGUGCCACUGUCACAGGCGAGGGGCGCAGCUCCUGCUUGGGAGGGAGUCCCACAUCCAUGUGUAUGAGCACGGAGGUACUGCACAGGUGGCGGGGGUCCAUUCAGAGGCAUUACAGGACCUGCCCAACGGGACCAUCGAUCUGGAUGAACUGGAGCAGAAGAUCCAGCGGGCCCACCAAAGCCAGUACCACCCCUGCCCUGAGCUCAUUUCCCUUGAGAACACGCACAGCUCGGCCGGGGGAAGGGUGCUGCCCCUUAAGUACCUGCAAGAGGUGCGCCAGCUAGCCCAGCGAUACGGCCUGCGGAUUCACAUGGAUGGCGCCAGGGUGCUUAACGCUGCCGUGGCCUUGGGAGUGCCACCAGCUCAUAUCUCCCAGCACUGCAACUCCAUCUCCCUGUGCCUCUCUAAGGGCGUGGGAGCACCAGCCGGGGCACUUCUUGUCGGAAGCGGAGAGCUGAUCGCCGAAGCCUGGCGCGUGCGGAAGCUCCUCGGAGGCGGGAUGCGCCAGGCAGGGGUCCUGGCAGCCGCUGGCCUGGUUGGAUUGAGCCAUGUGGAGGAGACGCUGAAGAGGGAUCAUCACAAUGCCAGACACUUUGCCCAAGGUGCCUUUGCCCUGGGCUCGCCUCUCUGCUCCGUACGUCCUGCCACUGUGGAGACCAACAUCGUCAUGGCGACCGUCUCGGCUCCCGGGCUGACCCCUGCCAAGCUCUGUGAGCUGAUGGAGGCGGUGAGUGAGGAGGAGGUGGCCGCCACAGGCCAAGCCGUCAGCGUGAGGCUCUUCCCGUGGGGCGAGCGUUGCCUGCGCGCCGUCUGGCACUGCGACGUCUCCCUCCGUGACACGCAGCUGGCUGAGGGCAAGUGGCGCUUCGUCCUGGGCAAGUGGGAGCAGCAAAGCGCCGGCAUACCCUGAAGCCAGUCUGGCGGGUCGGAAGCUAAGUUUGUGCACAGGAGGUCAGCCUGAAACAAGCCAGGACGUGCUGAGAAGGCAAGCCUGUGAUUGCUCAGCCCUGGCCUAGCUAAAGACGUGGCCCACAUGGCUCCACAGAGGAGAGAAAUGGGCUUCAGCUUCCCAACCCACCUGCUAUGGGGGAACAGCAGUGGGAGAGCCUGCCUGUUUCCAGCAGCUGCUCUGGCAGCCAACAGAUUCUGUUGCCAGACCAAAGGAGCUGCGCCACUUCAUGGCCUGGCACAGCCCCCUUCAGGAAACAGUCCCAACAAUGGGGAGGGAGCAUUGUUUCCCAGGGAUGCUCUGCUCCUGUUCUGUUCAGGCUAAGGGAUACCUGCCCGCUAAGAACCGUAGCUUUAAGAAAAGGAGCCAGAGCUUGCUUUUUUAUUUUUCCUCCUCCCUCCUAUUCCCUUUUUCCUUGUGUGCCAUGUCUUUUCGAUUAUAACACUGAGGGCAAGGGCUGCCUUACUACUGAUUUCUGUAAGCUGCUCUGGGAGCAUUUUUCCAGCUGUAGGAGAAGGAUAGAAAUCCUUUGACUAAAUAAAUGGCACCUCUUCCUACCAGAGCCCUUUUAAUUCAAGAGGCCCCGGAUGCAACGAGGAGGACAAGCAGAUGGGCAUGCUUGGAAGGGAAGGAGCAUCAGCUAUGCAUGCCAAGAAACAGGGAGAAGGAGCCAUGGAUCCUUCAGUUGUUGAGUUAGGACAGGGAUGGGGAACUGGUCCAAAUGUUGCUGGACUACAACUCCCAUCACCCCAGGCCCAUUGGCCAUGCUGGCUGGGGCUGAUGGAGAUCGGAGUCCAGAAACAUCUGGGUGGAUCACACAGGCCUCCUACCCUUGGGUGAGGAACAAGGCAUUUGCUGUUUCCCUUCCUCAGCUCUGCUUGCACACCAAGAGUUAUGAGCCCAGCAUGUAAGGAUGGCAACCACUGCACCUUAUCAAUUGGGGUCCCUCACCCCUUCCACAUGCAUCCCUCAGCCUGGCACACCCACAAGGAGAUCUUCCCACUGGCUUCAUAACACCUUGCCCUCCACGCAGGUUAUGUGUUGUCGCUGCACAACAAGAGGGGGAUCGGCAGUGGUGGAAUUUUCACCCCAAGAAGCCCAAUCGAGCAGAGUAGGGUUAUUUCACAGCCCUGAGAAUGCCGGGCCUCUGCAUCAGAUGAUCACCGCGCAGGCAUCCGGCUUCAGGCGGAGCCCCUGAGCACCCAGGAGAAGCAGGAUGCCGGCCAACCCCUCGGUGCCAAAAGAUAGCCAGGCAAGGGCCAGGGACCAGCCAAAGGCGAUGCGGACGUGCUCGAAGCGCUGCUGGUCAAACAUACGCACUGUCUCGGCGAAGGCUGCGCUGGAGUAGCAGAUGUAGGUGCUGGUCCCCGACAGGGUCAGCAGUGCUGGGGAGAGGGGGAAAGGGGACGGAUCAGUGCCAGUCCUGUAGCAGACACUGCCUCCGACCAGGGCUCACGACAUGCUGCUCCUAACCAUGAUAACUAAAAGGACCAUUCCUUAGUCAGAGGCAGUAGGGUAAAUAUUAUUGUUGUGAAUCAUCACCACAAUUAAAAUACAGCGGUGCCUCGACUUACGAAUUUAAUCCGUUCCGAAGGCACGUUCGCAGGUCGAAAAAUUCGUAAGUUGAAAAGCGCCAUUGGAAACGCAAUUUCCCAUAGGAAUGCAUUGGAAACCGGGAAAUUCAUAAGUCAAAGCAACCCCACCUAAAAAUUCGUAAGUCGAAAAAACCCUAUCUAAAACCGCCGCGGUUUCCAUUCGGAUGUCGAAAAAAUCGUAAGCGUGCGGCCAUUUGCCCCAUCGGUAAGUCGGAAAAUUCGGUUGCCGAGUCGUUCGUAAGUCGAGGUACCACUGUAGCUGGAUUUAUUCAUAUGAUGGGUGCUCCGAAUAAUAUUGAAUGAUACAGUAUUCUCAUUACAGGUAGGUAGCCGUGUUGGUCUGACGUAAUCGAAACAAAAAAAUAAAAAAAUCCUUCCAGUAGCACCUUA
Molecule: messenger RNA, 3848 nt
Organism: Zootoca vivipara (common lizard)
Lineage: Eukaryota; Metazoa; Chordata; Lepidosauria; Squamata; Lacertidae
Biological process (GO): L-threonine catabolic process; glycine biosynthetic process
Cellular component (GO): cytosol
Molecular function (GO): L-allo-threonine aldolase activity
Source: RefSeq, a predicted model, not a curated record